Malania oleifera is the source of this 2132-nucleotide messenger RNA. Its product is annotated as hexokinase-2, chloroplastic. Gene Ontology annotation, biological process: glycolytic process; glucose 6-phosphate metabolic process; intracellular glucose homeostasis. Gene Ontology annotation, molecular function: ATP binding; mannokinase activity; D-glucose binding. The coding region runs from base 408 to 1898 and encodes 496 amino acids. Lineage: Eukaryota; Viridiplantae; Streptophyta; Magnoliopsida; Santalales; Ximeniaceae. The transcript has 9 exons. The record is from RefSeq and is a predicted model, not a curated record. Gene Ontology annotation, cellular component: cytosol; mitochondrion.
GAAUCAAUUCAUCGAAGCAGAACAAAGCAGAGAUGCUGCAGCUCCACCCCCUCCUCGUUGUGUUGUCCGCCCGCCCCCACUCUCACCCUGCACUGUACAGUCUACACAAAUCAAAUAUUAAAAACUCCCAAAAAUUUUAAGAACUCUGUACUCUGUAGGGUAACUACCACGCUGCCAGGUAGCUCGGUAUCUACUCUGCUCUCACUCGCCAACAGAAAUUUCCUUCAUUUCUAUAUUCCAUUUCCCAUUUCUUCCUUCUAAACAAAAAAUAAAUUCACAGAGUGAAAACCCGACUGGUCGAUCCCUCCAUCAACAAAUCUAGAGAAAGAUAGAGCCACAAAGAGCCAAGUACAAAUCAUAUAUUCACUGGUCUGCUUCUUCUUCUUGGAUCUUUCUGGUUGAGCUUAAUGUCGGUUACAGCGACGCCGGCCGCGGUGGGAUCAUUUUCCCUCUUCGGAUCCCCGAGGGGAAAGGGAAAGCCUCCGUUGAGGAUGGUCCUCCGAUCUAGCUCGCUCUCUGCUGCUGCUCCUCUCCUGACUAAGUUGCAGGAGGACUGUGCCACUCCUUUGCCUGCCUUGCGCCGUGUGGCCGACGCCAUGACCGCCGACAUGCGAGCCGGGCUUUCUGCCGACGGCGGCAGUGAUCUCAAGAUGAUACUCAGCUAUGUCAAUAGUCUGCCAAGUGGGAACGAGAAAGGAUUGUUUUAUGCAUUGGAUCUUGGGGGCACGAAUUUCCGGGCAUUGAGAGUGCAACUAGGAGGGAAGAAUGAGCGUGUGAUUGCCACAGAAUUUGAGCAAGUAUCGAUUCCUAAAGAGCUGAUGUUCGGCACCUGUGAGGAGCUUUUCGAUUUUAUUGCUUCUGGUUUGGCAAUAUUUGUGCAAAAAGAGGGCAAAAAAUUUCACCUGCCAAGCGGCAGAAAAAGGGAAAUUGGAUUUACAUUUUCCUUCCCCAUAAAACAAACAUCGAUCAAUUCUGGUAUACUAAUCAAGUGGACAAAAGGCUUUGCAGUAUCUGGAACGGCAGGAAAAGAUGUAGUUGCAUGUUUGAAUGAAGCAAUGGAAAGACGGGGGCUUGAUAUGCGGGUAUCUGCCCUGGUAAAUGAUGCUGUGGGAACACUAGCUGGAGCUAGGUACUGGGAUGAUGAUGUAAUGGCUGCUGUCAUUUUGGGAACUGGAACCAAUGCCUGCUAUGUAGAACGGAUGGAUGCAAUUCCUAAACUAAAUAGCUGCACUUCUCCAUCAGGAAGAACGAUAAUUAAUACUGAAUGGGGUGCUUUCUCAACGGCUCUUCCUUUAACUGAGUUUGAUAGGGAUAUGGAUGCUGCUAGUAUCAAUCCUGGUGAGCAGAUAUUUGAGAAGACAAUCUCUGGCAUGUAUCUUGGUGAGAUUGUAAGACGGGUGCUACUCAAGAUGGCUGAAGCUGGUGCAUUGUUUGGUGAAUCGACCAGAGGAAAACUCUGCACCCCUUUUAUACUCGGGACCCCAGAUCUUUGUGCAAUGCAGCAGGACAACUCCAACAAUCUGGAAGCUGUUGGAUCAAUCCUAUAUGAUGUAGCUGGAGUGAGGUCCGACCCAAGUGCUAGGAAUGUAGUUGUGGAAGUUUGCAACACCCUUGUGAAGCGAGGCGGGUGCUUGGCUGGUGCAGGAAUUGUAGGGAUUCUGCAAAAAAUGGAGGAGGAUUCACCGGGUCUCAUCUUUGGAAGGAGGACAGUCGUGGCCAUGGAUGGAGGCCUGUACGAGAACUAUCCCCAGUACCGAAGGUAUCUCCAAGAUGCAGUCUCCGAGCUUCUAGGGUCAAAAUUAUCAAAAAAUGUAGUCAUAGAACAUUCAAAGGAUGGGUCUGGAAUUGGGGCUGCUCUGCUGGCUGCUGCAAACUCCAAGUAUGAACAUGAUUUCUAAGGUGUAGUGCUGAACCAAUAAUUAUUGAAGGCAGUUCAUAACCCUGUAAUUUGUUCCUAGCUUAAAUUUUGUAACACUUGGAUUCGGCAUCACUGGGAUUGAGAAUAGUAGAGCAAGACGCUAGGAAGAAAUUUGCGCCGAGCAAUUUUCCUUGAAGUGUAAAUUUGUCAGUGUAGAACUUACUGUAAGGUGCAUAUCCCCUGUUUGUGAAUACCAUUUAUUUGUUACUUCAAA